GAAUGCAAUGGAAUGGAUGCAAACUCUUCUAAUCUCAGGACUGUGUAUCCCGUCCUUCUGUGCCGAGUACCGCCAACACUGUUUAAUUGAAACCCCGAAAUCCUGGUUUGAUGCCCAGAGCUACUGCAGAGAGAGAGGCCAUGACCUGGCCACCAUAGACGACAUGGGGGCAAUGAAGUCACUGCUGGCCUUGAAUGCAGACAGAGCUGAUGAGCUGUGGAUCGGUCUUCAUAAUGGGGGUCCUGAAGAGUGGCAUUGGUCGCUGGCAGACGAAGAAUUCUACCAAGAGGGAGAGAGAGAUUACCGCAAUUUCGGAAGGAUGGACAAUACCAGUCGUUAUGUUAGUAACCAAUAUGGCAUGUGGAAGACUGCUGACAAUACACACUUGUGGUUUGUGUGUUAUGAUGGGAACAGACAAGGUGGACACCGAUAUGUCUUGGUUAGAAGGGUGAUGAGCUGGACGGGGACGCAGUUGUACUGCAGGAGUCACCACACGGACCUGGCCAGCAUCAGGAACCCAGAGGAGAACCAGGCAGUCGUGGAGAGACUUGGUCCGUAUGAUGUCUUGAUUGGCCUCUUCAAAGAUGCGUGGCAUUGGUCGGACAAGCGCAACUCCUCCUUCAGACACUGGGAUCAAGAUUCAUUUGUUGGCCUCUUUCCUCAAAGUUGCGCUGUGAUGACUGGCAAAGGUCCUGGACGAUGGAGCCAACGAUCCUGUGAUGAGUUGCAUCCGUUUCUCUGUACAUGUACUAGAAGAUGGGUUGUCAAGGUGAAGGUGCGUUCAGAGGACAUCCAGGAACUGAAUGACCCUGCCACCUUAAAACAACUGCUGAACGAAGCGGCUUUGAGCAACCACCAUAAGAUAACGUGGAGAACCAAUUCUGACGGACAGGUCUUCACCAAGGAGCAGUGUCAGGAAGAAGACUGCAAUGUUUAAACUGAUCCACUUAACAAGAGAAAUCCCAAGACCUCUGUAAUAUUGAAUAGUCUCACAAAUCUGUAGAUUAUAGAUAUCUAAAGUCUGUCUGCAGAUGACCUCAAUUCUGCUGAAAGGAAAUCAGUAAUCAGUAACCCUUUUCUCAGUAACCUAUUUAUAUUUAAUUUGAUGAUGAACAGCAUAACCAUAACAGGAAUGUAGAUGUAAGGGACUAUUUAUUUUUGUAGGAACCAUGAAUGCCAAUGGGGUCACAUGUCUUAUACCUUAAAGUCAUGAUAAGCUCGGUUUUCUGGAUGCAUCGGAUCCUGUGUUUCAGGGCAACAUUAUGUAGGUAUAAUGAAGUAAUUGCGUUUCUUGAAUGUAUAAUCAUGAGUUUGCUAUAUAUGACCAAUUCUUAAGUUUGGCUAGCUGUAUGAUGUAACUAAAGAAGGGUUAGCUUUAAAGAGUAUAUGAGGCUCAGCCUCUGAGCAGAAUGUUGGAGCUCCAGAGACUGCUGAGGGACACAUGUCCACUCCACAUUCAGGUUCAGGGCAGAGACUUGACUUUUUCAUGCUUUAACUUUGUUUCGAUCUAUCUAGUUAGGAUUUUGUCUUUCAACGUAGGUGUAUCUCACCAUUGGCUAACAUUUCAUUGAAUAUGUUCUUUGAUUUGAGUUAUAAGAUGUUUAAAUUAUUUUUUGUGGAGGAUUGUUUAAUUUUGUUUGAUUGUUUAUUGAUUGUUUGAUUUGAUACAUACUGAUUAACCUGAAUCAAAUUUAGAUUAUAGCUCAAGGCAAGAUUUGUUAUGAGAAAUAUUGGCCUAAAUUGUUGCAGUUUUCAUCCAUCCAUGGUUUAUUAAUCGCUGUGUUUAUCACACAUCAGAAUUAUAAUCUAUUGAUCUUUCCUGGUUGACUUGUCAAUAAGGUAUUAAGGUCCCUCUGCCUCCAUACUCUGGAACUCCCAACUUAUUCUCUGAGAUUUCGGUUGGCUGAUCUUCAAAUUAAAAUGCACAAAUAUUGA
This is a messenger RNA of Gadus chalcogrammus (walleye pollock), 1935 nucleotides long. Its product is annotated as lymphocyte antigen 75-like. Lineage: Eukaryota; Metazoa; Chordata; Actinopteri; Gadiformes; Gadidae. The transcript has 5 exons. Bases 8 to 937 code for a protein of 309 amino acids. The record is from RefSeq and is a predicted model, not a curated record.